AUGCCCACUCCGUGUCUGCGCACUUCGAAUUCAACUCCUACUCCUGACCAACAGGACCUGGAGAUGAAAGGUAGUAAACUGAAGCAUCAGGUGGAUAUGGGUUCAAGAGAAACGACCAGAUUUUGUCAUCGAACGGCAGGUGAUCGAUCCGCUAUUACUGCAACUUCAUCUCUCCAACAUCUUGUGGCUUCUUGCAGUCAGUCUACAAACGCUGUUCAGCCUCACACGAGAUCGAUGCCACAUUUCAAAGUGGAUAUGGUUGCAAAGAAGACAAUGGAACACAAUAACGGAUUUGGUGUCCUCCUGUUUGCUGCUCUCUGUUGUGUUUUGGUGAAAUUUGUGCUCUUUUUCACCCCUAUGGAACAUACUCCCUCAGUCCUGACUCUAUUGUUGGCUGUCUUCAAAAACACAUCAAUUGUAGUUGCUUGCAUUGCUUCCCACUCCCAAGUGGUUGUGCAAAGAGGAUUCCAACCUUCAACCCUCCCCUUCCCCUUCCCUACCACAUGCACAAGUAAAUUCUCCCCCAUUCCUCCAUUAAUCCAAGAUCCUCUUCCCUUGAAAUGUAAUGAUGGAUUUGGCUUACCAUGUUUUAUCUAA
Molecule: messenger RNA, 597 nt
Organism: Rodentolepis nana
Lineage: Eukaryota; Metazoa; Platyhelminthes; Cestoda; Cyclophyllidea; Hymenolepididae
Source: the annotation of a GenBank genome assembly